Messenger RNA from Neolamprologus brichardi, 997 nucleotides. NCBI's taxonomy places the organism in Eukaryota, Metazoa, Chordata, Actinopteri, Cichliformes, Cichlidae. The record is from RefSeq and is a predicted model, not a curated record.
GACUGGUUACAUGUUUGGCAAAGGUGUGUACUUUGCUGACAUGGUGUCCAAGAGUGCAAACUACUGCCAUACCUCCCAGUCAGAUCCGGUGGGCCUCAUUCUGCUCGGCGAGGUUGCUCUAGGAAACAUGCAUGAACUGAAGAAGGCUUCUCAUAUUACAAAAUUACCUAAGGGCAAGCACAGUGUUAAAGGUUUGGGUAGAACUGCUCCCGAUCCAAAUGCCACUGUCACUUUAAAUGGAGUGCAAGUGCCUCUGGGAAAAGGAGUCCACACUAAUAUUGAUGACACAAGUCUGCUGUACAACGAGUACAUCGUGUAUGAUGUAGCACAGGUAAAUCUGAAGUAUCUUCUGAAGAUCAAGUUUAACUACCAGACAUCCCUGUGGUGAGAGGGGCUGCGCACGAAGCUUCUUCAUAAAGAAAGGAAAAAAGACCACUGUUGCCUCCAAAAUGCUUGGGCUUCAUUCUCUGCAACCGAAGAUGUUUAAAAAAGGAGUGAUACUAAACCGUCCUUCAUGGUGGAUCCUUGGAAAUCUCGUCACUUUAUUGUGUUUUCACCAGUGGCAGACUUCCUUAGUAAUACAUUAGGUACCUAAAUACUGGCUUCUUCACCACAUUGCAUACAUCAUUACAUGGAGAGGUCUGGUGAUAACUUCAGGAUGUGUUGGUAAUCUGUCACUGGAGAAGGAUCUUAUUUUCCUGUAGUUCAUAAGGUAUAGUCCUGCAAGUUUAGGAGUGUUCAAGAGCCAGUCUGCAAACAUACACAAACCAAUAAUUUGCUGUGAAUCCACAGUAAAGUGAAGACUAAGAUACUGUAAGCAUUUUGACAUGUAUAUACUUGUUUUGUUCGCAUCUCUAGCUGUCUUCCUCACUAAAAAGAAAAAAAAUGUGAUGAGUGUUUAUGCAAGGCGCCCUAUAAAAGAUAAAGGCCAUACUAAGUGUUUUUUUUUUUUAUCUUUUUCUUGCUUCUCUCAAACCCAAAUAAAACAUUAGACAUG